Molecule: messenger RNA, 588 nt
Organism: Olea europaea var. sylvestris
Lineage: Eukaryota; Viridiplantae; Streptophyta; Magnoliopsida; Lamiales; Oleaceae
Exons: 1
Coding region: 1-588 (195 amino acids)
Source: RefSeq, a predicted model, not a curated record
AUGAACUCAUUGGAUUCUCCGCUUGAAGCUCUAGCUUUUAAUAACUUGAGCGAUGGCUUAUUGACGGCCGUUAACAGCAUAUGGCCGUGGGUUGCUGUUUUAACUGCCGCCGUUAGCUUGUGGAGGAUCAGAGCUUUAUCAUCUUCACAUUUGGUUCCACGUGGCAGAAGCCCAGAUGGCGCGUCGACUUCUUCAUCGUCGCCGUUAAGGAUGGAUGAGGCGGUGGUGGCUGAGGAUGAGAUGGCGACAGUUUCUUCAACUCAAUCUAAUACUGAGUAUUUCCCGGGUUCAAAUACGAAAUGCCGAGUUUUAGAGAGAGAAGGUAGUACGAAACGGAAGUUUACUUUGUAUUAUUGCGAUAAGGAUGAGUGUAGGACGGGUGAGGGUGGUGAUCACGGCGGUGAACCGGUAGUGACUGAGAAAAUGGGACGGUGGUGCGAUGAUUGGGAGAGGAUGAUGAUUGUUAAAAUGGGAGAUAUGGGUUGGUACCAGUACCAGGACUUAACGGUUCUUGACGGCAGCGUUGUUAGAUUGUGGGACAGUCGACGGCGGAUAAACGCCGCCCCAGUUUGUGGCGUUAAGUGGUAG